AUGAAUGACUUGGACCACGAUAUGUUGUGCCUUCUCGACGCUGAGAGCCUCCAAUUUCGAGGUCCCUCACCUAAGCCCACUCAAGAUCUCUCUCGCCAGGACGAUCUCAGCAUGACCGACGUCCAGGCGAAUGGGUGCGAUCGUACCGGGAUGCUCACUCCGAUCAUGCUCUCCGAUGACUUUCAGCAGAAUGCCGCGGACCAGACCGUCAUGAAGCAAUUUCCUAACGCUGCGGCACCUUGGGAGAUAUCUUCGAUGGACAAAGGAGCUUCUAUGGCACGGCUGCCUUCGCAUGAAUUUGCGCCAGGCAUUGACUUCUGCCACGGAGGCUCUUCGUGGGAUGACAUAGGUCUAGAUCUGAAUGCAAAUGAAGCGUCAGACAGUGGUGACUUCGAAGAUGAAUUGACAGAUCAGGAUAUCGGCGACAGUAUGCAAAUUGCUGCCAGUGGACACGUCAAGUAUAUGGGUCCAAGCAUGUCGUUCAUUCCGGGUAGUUAUCUCGGACACCAGUGGAUCACCAAGAUCACUGGUUCGGCAUUCCUGGCUGAGCAGAUGCGAGUUUUCCUGUCCAAAUGGAAUCCCGACGACACUGAGAGCAUCAUUGAGGCCUCUGAAGUAUAUAACGAGAAUCACCUUCCAACCUAUGAUGUUGCUCUUACGUACAUUGACGCGUAUUUCAAGGCGGUGCAAUGUGUAUUUCCAAUACUGAACCGACAGGAUUUCAUGCACAAAUUUGCCACCACAUAUCAUGAACUGAAGCCGAACAAGAAUCCCACGCAUUGUGCCAUGGUCAACAUCACACUGGCAAUCGGGUGCAGAGCCAUUCCCGACUCGAACGAAGAUCAAAUAAGCGGCCUGUUCCAAAAUGCCCUGGGGAGUAUCUCUCGCGUGCUGUUGGGUUACUCGCAUCUUUCGAAGGUUCAAGUCCUCAUGUUGAUGUACCUCUUUCUCAGCCAAACAACAACACCACACUGGGGGUACAUCAUAUUGGCAGCAGCGGUGAGAGAGGCGGAGGCCUUGGGCAUGCACCUCCAACCAGCAGCCAAUUGGGGAUUUUCGCGGUCCGAAAUGAAACAGAGGAGCCUCAUUUUCUGGUCGUUGUAUUGCCUCGACAUCCAACUUGCCUUUCGCAUUGGUCGUUCGCCAAUGCUUCGGAGGAAGGAAAUCUCUUUGAAGCCCCCGUUUCAGAGAAUCGACAGCCCCAUUGGGUUGGACGGCGGCCAGCCGUUUCUAGACGCCCUGAACCGAAACAGGGCUCAGGAACAGCUCUUUCUAUUCAACGUGGAGAUGUGCCACUUUGCCCAGCGAGCUUACGAUCUGAUUACGUCGGACUAUGAACUCGAAGCUCUGGAGCGCGCAGUCGUUGAUCUUGAACAUGAGAGUCUGGGGCUGAAGAAUACUCGGCAGAUAUCUCAAUUUUCCAGCUCGGUCAACCAGGACUGGGUUUUGGACCCCUCGGUUGGAAUGGAGAAGUUCCUGGCUGUCCCUCUUACCCUACAAUUUCCAGUGGCACUGCUUAACACCUCAGUCUUUUGGAUACAAUCCAUCCUUCGGCUGCGCUUAUUCUCCUUGAAAGCUGCCCAAAGUCUUUCGGGAACCCCUGAAGCAUUCGACCUUCUCCGAGACACUUUUCCUUCGGCGUCGGACUUGGAUGCUGCCAGCGAGGCUGCCGCCUCGCUGGUUAAACUAUCAUCAGUGUUGCCCAAAGGCAACAUCAAUUUUUUCUGGUAUUUGCAACCCCUACCAGCCUACGCCUUCAAUGUUCUAUUUCUCGCCGUGCUUGAUCGACCUGCAGGUCCAAAGGCGCACGAAUUCAUGGACCUGAUGUCCAUCGUUAUCGAGUCGACAGUCAACACUGUUACCGCCCCUAAUGCCUCGAUGGCGGACCUCCAUUUGACGCACUUUUUGACCUUCUUUGCACGCUCUGCGCGUAGAGCCAUCCAGCAGGCGAAGGGUCAACUAUAG
This is a messenger RNA of Fonsecaea pedrosoi CBS 271.37, 1965 nucleotides long. RefSeq lists its product as uncharacterized. The transcript has 9 exons. Gene Ontology annotation, molecular function: zinc ion binding; DNA binding. Lineage: Eukaryota; Fungi; Ascomycota; Eurotiomycetes; Chaetothyriales; Herpotrichiellaceae. The record is from RefSeq and is a predicted model, not a curated record. Bases 1 to 1965 code for a protein of 654 amino acids. Gene Ontology annotation, biological process: DNA-templated transcription.